AUGGUCCAAAGAAAGGUACCAAGCAAGCUUGGAAUCCAAGCUGAUCAUGUUAAAUUCGAGAAGCGGUUGGCGAACCUGAAAACAUCUUCUCAGUUCCAGGAUGGCAAACACAGGGGAGCUGAUUUGAAGAAAAAAAUGAAGAAAUCUAGAUCAAUCAAGCUUUCAGAUAUUGAGAGCUUGAGAUCAUCACCUUUGAGAAAGAACAUAUCCCAGCCAGGAAAGCCACCACCACCAUCUCUCAAUGUUCCAAACACUGCAGCUUUUCCUCAGAAGCAGCCCAUGAACAAAACAACUUAUGGCUCACCAAACUAUAUGAAGCCCACCAGCUGUUCUGAUGCAAGGAAGGAGCAAUCCCAGGUUAGUGUUCUAAAUUCUCCGACUAUAUAUUUGGAUAGUAAGAACGAGCACCGAAGAAAUUCGAGCAGUUCAAAGCUUAGCUCUGCUUCUAAUCAUAAACCAGAAAGAACUUCAACAAGGACGUCUAGUUUGAAGCUGGUGAGAACUUUAAUAAAGUCCCCCAGUUUUAAGCCAGCAAGAGGUUCGGCCAAAAAAUCUUCCAGGGUUGCUCUUUGUGCAGAUAUGAAUGUUCAGAGAGCAACUUGUUCUUCAACACUGAAGGAUACAAAGUUUCCUGAUUAUCUGGUGAUUAAUCCUGGGGGAACUGAAGCUGAGGGGACUUCAGUCAUGAAGGUUUGCCCAUAUACUUACUGUUCUCUCAAUGGUCAUCAUCAUUCACCUGUGCCUCCAUUGAAGUGUUUCUUGUCCGCAAAAAGACGUUCGUUGAAGACCCAGAAGAUGAAGCGGCAAGCUCUAAGUCCACGUGGAACAAAGCAAUCUAAUGAUGGAGUAAAAGAAAUUGAUUUGCAGAGGAUGUUGUUUGAUGACAAUGACAAAAAUGCUGAUCCUAUGAAACAUGAAGUGGGGUUGGAUUUCUUUGUUGAAAUCUAUGCUGCACGCAAGGAAGAUGACGCUGAGGAAAUUGGAAGGGAAGCUGGAGCUGAUCUUGUAGGAGAACAAGAUGAUUCCAAUGGUGAACCAAAUGAUGCAAGUGGUGAAGCAGCAGAAGAAAAUAAUGCGAACACCCUAGUUGAGGAGAAUCUGUCGGAUUUGCAGUCUGAGAGUGACUCUGAGGCAGAAAGCUUUGAAGGCUUUGCUGAAGAAGACCAAAAAGAAGAUAUAGAUGAAUACUACAAAGCUCUGUUGGAUCAAGAAGAAACUGCCAUGGGAAGCAGUUCGAAUGAGAGCGACUUUGAAGAACUUUCAAGCAUCGAAGUGCAUUAUGCCAGUUCUGAAACUACUGACAUGGAGUGGGAGGAAGGGCGAUUGUCCACUGGAGUGCUUGAUGAUAAUGAGUCUGGUCCAAAUGCUGGGUUUUCAUCAAUAGUUGGAGAUGCUGAUAUGCAUGAAGAACCUCUGAUCAAGUCUGAUGCAAUAUCUGGUAACUGCAAUGACAUGAUAGAGGAUUAUCAUGAAGUACUGCAAGGACUUUUGGAAGAGAAAAACCAGUCUUUUGAGGGACAACUCAAUGAUGGUAGCGGCAUUGAACGGGAUGACACUAAACAGAAUUUUGAGAUUCAAGAAUCUGAACAAGGGUAUAACAGAUUGAGUUAUGACCAACUUUCUUACGGCAAUGAUGCAUUUGAAGAAGACAGUGACCUAUCAGAGACAGAUUGCAUAGAGCUAUCUUCAUCUUCAGCAGAGGAGUCGAUUGAGGAGCUAACAGAAACUGAUGUGGAAAUUCAAGAGCAGAGUGGAGUUAAAGCAGAGGAUCAUGACAUCAAUUCUUGCCUUGAAGAUGUUGAAAGCAACUGCACCAGUGUGGAGACUGAUGAAACUUCGGGUAACCAACCCAAAAAUACAUUUCAAGAUGAUGAAACAAGUACAUUAACAGGAGACCAAGUUUCUAAUGCCUCUAGGGAUAUGAGGGAAACAGAUAAGGCUGAAACAAUUGAAGGAUGCACCGGGAGCCUGGAUAAAGAGAAUACGGAAACAGAUCAAAAUGUUGCAACCAGUAACGCUGUCUUGUCACAGGAACUCACUGAAAUGGUCGCUGGGAAUCAAAUGGAAGAGACAGAGCAAGCUGAUGACUCCAAAUCAUCAGAACAAAUCCAGCUUUCUGAUGAAGAUGUUUUCAAGAUUGAAGAUCAUGAAAACUGCAAGAAGACUGAACCCUUCCAGCUUAAUGAUAGUGCUGAAGUUGGCAACCUGUCAGGCAGGAAGUACAAGAAGCCAAAAAUUUCAACUUCCAUUGAAUCUGAGGAUCAGGGUGAUUUAAGGCUGAACAACAGAUCAGGUCUCUCAGAAAACAGCACAGGAGAAUCUCAUAAUAUGGAAGUGGAAAACAAUUCAGAGCCAGAUGCAACAGAAACUUUCAUGGCCAAUAAUAGCAUUAGCCCUGGGCUGAAGAGAAAAUUUUCCCGUGGAGAAAGCAAUGCCAAGCAAGAACUUCCCGACACCUGCAACUACCGAAGAGGAAGCAAAUUCAAGAGACUUAGCAUAGAUGAGGAGGAACAAAGGAAGUACAAUCCAAGAGAACCAAAUUAUCUGCCUGUGGUUCCUGAUCCUGAAGCAGAAAAGGUUGACCUCAGGCAUCAGAUGAUGGACGAAAAGAAAAAUGCAGAGGAAUGGAUGCUUGACUUUGCACUCCAACAGGCCGUAACAAAACUUGCUCCAGCGAGGAAGAAGAAAGUGGCAUUGCUUGUUGCAGCUUUCGAAGCAGUCAUGCCAGUGCCCAAAUGUGAAACAAGUCGCAGGCAUACUUCAGCAGCCUUCAGUCAGGCAAGGCCUAUGCAAGCUUGUAGCUGA
Molecule: messenger RNA, 2805 nt
Organism: Prunus armeniaca (apricot)
Lineage: Eukaryota; Viridiplantae; Streptophyta; Magnoliopsida; Rosales; Rosaceae
Source: the annotation of a GenBank genome assembly